AUGUCAUCCAUUGGCUCCCAGGUACGUAGAGCAGCUGCGUCUGUGGAUCCCAUUGUUACUGAAUAUGCAGUAGGUUACUUCAAUCACCUUUCAAAGGGUACCUUCGAUGCCGUCCAAGCGCAACAGAUGGACUUGGACCACGAGGUUAAGUACGUCAGCGAUCUCCUAGUGAACGCUGGUGCACCUCAAGAUGCUGUAGACAAGCUGGCACACAAUCUUUUGGAACAAUUAAGCAUCCAGUUGAAGGAGAAUAAAGCGAAGUUGGACGUCACUGGUGACACCUCGAAGAGGUUGCUGGAUAUCAACGUCUUACAGAGCCAUAACAAGAAGGCCAAUAUAAACACGUCGUUGAACCUUCUAGGUGUUAACAACGAUAUUGAGCAUACCGGUAGAAAGAUGGAGACAAGAGUUGAUUUGAAAAAAUUGGCUAAAGCGGAACAGAAAAUCGCCAAGAAAGUGGCCAAGAGGAACAACAAAUUUGUUCAAUAUGAAGCUUCUAAAUUGAUUGGUGAACAAGAGGAGGACAACUACGACUCAUUCUUCUUGAAGAUUAACCCUCUAGAGUUUGGUUCUGCAGCUGGUAAAUCCAAAGAUAUCAAGAUUGACGCUUUCGACUUGUACGUUGGUGACGGGCAAAGAAUUCUGUCUGAUGCUCAAUUGACCUUGAGUUUUGGUCACAGAUACGGGUUAGUCGGGCAGAACGGUAUCGGUAAAUCUACACUACUAAGGGCCUUGUCUAGAAGAGAUUUGAACGUCCCUAAGCACGUCUCCAUUUUGCACGUCGAGCAAGAACUGAGAGGUGACGAGACUUUAGCUCUACAGAGUGUUUUAGAUGCUGAUGUCUGGAGGAAACAACUACUGACAGAGGAGAAGAAAAUUAACGAAAGGUUGAAAGAUAUUGAAAAUUUGAGAGCAGAAUUCGAAGAGGAGUCCCUGGAGAUUAAGAAACUGGAUAACGAGCGUGAAGAUUUGGAAGCGCACUUGUUACAAAUUGACGAAAAACUGGCAGAUAUGGAAUCAGACAAGGCAGAGGCAAGAGCGGCUUCUAUCUUGUACGGUUUAGGUUUCAGUAAAGAGGCUCAACAGAAACCAACGAACUCCUUUUCCGGUGGUUGGAGAAUGAGAUUAUCUCUAGCAAGAGCUCUAUUCUGUCAACCCGAUUUGCUGCUAUUGGAUGAACCUUCCAAUAUGUUGGAUGUUCCAUCCAUCGCAUACCUAGCAGAAUACUUGAAGACGUACCCAUCUACCGUUCUAACAGUCUCGCAUGACCGUGCAUUCUUGAACGAAGUUGCCACAGAUAUCAUUUAUCAACACAACGAAAGACUAGACUACUACAGAGGUCAAGAUUUCGAUUCUUUCUACCAGACCAAAGAAGAGCGGAAGAAGAACGCCCAAAGAGAGUACGAGAACCAAAUGGCGUACAGAAAACAUUUGCAAGAGUUUAUCGACAAGUAUAGAUACAACGCUGCUAAAUCCCAAGAGGCUCAAUCCAGAAUCAAGAAAUUGGAAAAGCUCCCCGUUUUGGAACCGCCUGAAGUGGAAACCAGUAUCAACUUCCACUUCCCAGACUGUGAGAAACUAUCUCCACCCAUCAUUCAGCUACAGGAUGUUUCCUUUGGCUAUGAAGAGCAGAGUUUGCUAUUGAAAGACGUGAAUUUGGAUGUUCAAAUGGAUUCAAGAAUCGCGUUAGUGGGUGCCAACGGUUGUGGUAAAACUACAUUACUGAAGGUUAUGAUGGAACAGUUGAGACCAACCUCAGGUUAUGUUUCAAGAAACGGGAGAUUGAGAAUAGGUUACUUUACUCAACAUCAUGUUGACUCUAUGGAUUUGAAUACUUCAGCAGUAGAUUGGAUGUCGAAGACGUAUCCAGGUAAAACAGAUGAAGAGUAUAGACGCCAUUUGGGUGCGUUUGGUAUCACUGGUACACUAGGUCUUCAACAGAUGCAGUUGUUAUCCGGUGGUCAGAAAUCGCGUGUUGCGUUUGCUGCACUGUGUUUGAACAAUCCACAUAUUCUAGUCCUCGAUGAACCUUCCAAUCAUUUGGAUACCACAGGUCUGGAAGCUCUGGUAGAUGCUUUGAAAAAAUUCACUGGUGGUGUUCUUAUGGUUUCGCACGAUAUUUCCGUGAUAGACAGUGUCUGUAACGAAAUAUGGGUCUCUGAAGACGGUAACGUUAAGAAAUUUGGUGGUUCCAUUUUCGAUUACAGAGAUUACAUUAUUUCUUCCGCGAAUGCUGCAGGUGUUGUAAAGAAACAUUGA
Molecule: messenger RNA, 2259 nt
Organism: Huiozyma naganishii CBS 8797
Lineage: Eukaryota; Fungi; Ascomycota; Saccharomycetes; Saccharomycetales; Saccharomycetaceae
Gene: GCN20
Product: putative AAA family ATPase GCN20
Exons: 1
Coding region: 1-2259 (752 amino acids)
Molecular function (GO): ATP hydrolysis activity; ATP binding
Source: RefSeq, a predicted model, not a curated record